This is a messenger RNA of Ceratotherium simum simum (southern white rhinoceros), 2907 nucleotides long. It is a transcript of the gene CDKN2C, whose product is annotated as cyclin dependent kinase inhibitor 2C. Gene Ontology annotation, molecular function: protein kinase binding; cyclin-dependent protein serine/threonine kinase inhibitor activity. NCBI's taxonomy places the organism in Eukaryota, Metazoa, Chordata, Mammalia, Perissodactyla, Rhinocerotidae. The record is from RefSeq and is a predicted model, not a curated record. Gene Ontology annotation, cellular component: nucleus; cytoplasm. Gene Ontology annotation, biological process: regulation of cyclin-dependent protein serine/threonine kinase activity; regulation of G1/S transition of mitotic cell cycle; negative regulation of cell population proliferation.
GCUUUUCUCCCUUUCACCGAAGAAAUGGAAUAUUUCACAGUUUGGAGUCUCUGGAACAUUAAGGCUUCAGAGUUCGUCAUGAUUUCUUACGUAAAUCAUCUCUCUAGUUUUCGUAAAAAUCGGUCUAUAAAAGACUUCUGCUUUUUCUGAGCACCAUUCUUGCUCAGUCCGGGUCUCGCCCUCCAGCCCCACGGCCACCUCUGCCCACCGCGGCCCUGGACGUUGAUCUGGCAGGUGCGAGGCCGAGGCCCGGGGCUGAGAGGAGGCCGAGCUUACACAGCGCGCGCCCCACAGGAGGCGGCAGCAGCGUAGGCCUGGCCGCCCGAACUUGGAGAGCCUAGCGGGGGAGCGCGGAGGCGGGCCGGCCUGCCCCGCCAGCGCCGGGGGAAGAUCGCUUUGCGCCAGCUCGCUCUCCGCCUUCAAGCAGCCAGCGCCGCCGAGCCUCUAAGGCCCUGCGGUUCUCCGCAGCCGUCUUAAUUAACAAGUCUCUUCCCCUCACCCCCGCCCCCGCCGGGCCCGGGGCAGCCCGGGGUUUCGCGUCGCAGAUUCCAUCCCGCCCGCCAGCCCGAGGAGGCCAAACCCGGCUCUGCGGGGCCGAACGCCGCCCCAGCUGGGGCCUGGCCGCGGGGCUGGCGGGUGGGAACCGGCGCAAGAGACGCGAGGAGGGAGGCAGGGAGCGAGGAGGCGGGAGAAAGGGUGCGGGGCGGGGGGCGGGGCGCGCGAGGCGGCGAGCGAGAGCGCCACCAGGGCGGAGGGCGGGGCGUGGGCGGCGCCCGGCCUUCCCGCUCCCGCGGCGCUGCAACUCCGCCGAGCCUCCUUAAAACUCUGCCGUUAAAAUGGGGGCGGGUUUUUCAACUCAAAAAGCGCUCAAUUUUUUUCUUUUCAAAAAAAGCUGAUGAGGUCGGAAAAAAGGGAGAAGAAACCGGCACCGUCUCUGCAGCGGCAACAGAAGCAGCAAUUGUUUGAGCGUAAAAAGAAGCAAGGGAGGGAGGGAAGGAAAAGAGCAGAAAGGGGGACGACGCGCAAGUGUCUGUAGGGUUGAAGGGAGCAGGGACCGGCGAUUUGGGGGGACCGGCUACAAAAGAAACUGUCACUGGGAGCGCUGCGGCUCGGGAGGAAGCAGUGCUGCCCCGCUCGGCUCCAGGGCACAGCUGGCUGGCGGCCGCUGCCCUGUCGGCGGCGUAGGCUGGGGGCACAGGCCAGGGGACCGCGAGAGGUUGGCGAAGUGGCACCGGGCGCCGAAGCCGCUGGGCUCUCUGCGAGAGGGCAGCGGGACUGGCUGCGCCCUGGGAUUGUGGCGACUCCCCAUACUGAGAGGUUGGCCUGCGCUUCCCAGGACCCUCCCGAUCUCCGGAGGCCCUCAGAAAACCGGGAAAGGAAGGAAAAGACAGCGGCGGCAGCUCAAUGAGCGUCUACAGUAGGAAGUCUGAACUGGCUCGGUCGUAGGCGGGAAGUUACCGGUGGGCUGCCCUGUGCAGCCGCGAUGCUGCCGCGCGCUGCCGCAGCAGCCCGGGCCCCGUAGACGCUUCCCGCAUCGCUCUCCCCUUCCUCACGCUGCUGGGAGUCCCGGGACCCGGUGGGGCCGGCAUGACCGGCUUGCCGGGGGCCCGCCGCGCGCCCGGCUGUCUCCGGAGACGCGCGCCGAGCCUGGCUCCCACGGCCUCCGAGGCUCGGCGGGGCUGCGGCAGCGCGGCGGGCGGGCUCCGGAGCCUUCCCGCGCGGCGUUAGCCCUCGGCUCGGCCCGGACGCGAAUAAAGGCUCCUCUGGAGAAGCCGAGGCCACUGAGGAGUCGUUACAACCUGUAACUUGAGGGCCACGGAACUGCUACUCUCGUUUGCCUUUGGCGAUCGUCUUUAACCCCCCGAAGCACGUCAGCAUCCAGCCUUUGCGGCGCUCUCCCUGCAGCGGAGGACUCAGGACUACCCCUUCGGCGAGACGGAUGGACACCGAGCCCCUCCGAGGACCUGCCCCUGCAGUUCUGGCUGUCGCGGCUCAAGUCACCACCGUGAACAAGGGACCCUAAAGAAUGGCCGAGCCUUGGGGGAACGAGUUGGCGUCCGCAGCUGCCAGGGGGGACCUAGAGCAACUUACUAGUUUGUUGCAAAAUAAUGUAAACGUCAAUGCACAAAAUGGAUUUGGAAGGACUGCGCUGCAGGUUAUGAAACUUGGAAAUCCCGAGAUUGCCAGGAGACUACUACUUAGAGGUGCUAAUCCCGAUUUGAAAGACCGAACUGGUUUCGCUGUCAUUCACGAUGCAGCCAGAGCAGGUUUCCUGGACACUUUACAGACUUUGCUGGAGUUUCAAGCUGAUGUUAACAUCGAGGAUAAUGAAGGGAACCUGCCCUUGCACUUGGCUGCCAAAGAAGGCCACCUCCCAGUGGUGGAGUUCCUUAUGAAGCACACGGCCAGCAAAGUGGGGCAUCGGAACCAUAAGGGGGACACCGCUUGCGACCUCGCCAGGCUCUACCGGAGGAACGAGAUCGUUAGCCUGAUGGAGGGAAACCGGGCGGAGGGAGCUGCGAAUCUGCAAUGAAUGUGGGGAGGGCUCUCCUACACUGCGUUCUAUCUUGUCAGUUAAAUGGUUGGCUGUCCUGUUUUAAUAUCAUUUGUUAAAAUUCAGUUUUGUCAUAUUUUAAGCAGCUAGUUAAAUCUGCUGAAAUUGCUAAGUGGAAAUCUUACUACAGGAUUACGAAUAUAUUUAAGCAACAUCUUUUUCACCUGCAAAAUCUUGAGUUCUAACAUGUAAUUGCAAAUAGCUUUGGCUUUCUUCUGAAUAUUUUAUCUUUCCUUGACUUUUUCCUUGCUUCUCCCUUUGCCCGUCUCAAUACCCAACUUGGAGACUUUGUUUUAAAAAUGGUUUGUCCUGAUGCUUCUUUUGCCUAAUUAAAACACUUUUCCAAAACAGGA